AUGAGUUCUCAUUCUCUCAGGGAAUUUGAGUUUCUAUUUGCGUUGCUCUCCAACGUUGUGCUCGUCUCUUCAACUUGCUAUAAUCCCGAUGGUACUGCUAAGACCAGCCCUGCUUAUCAGCCUUGCGUGCAAACAGUAGGAACGUUCUCGCAAUGUUGCGGUACAAAUUGGACUGCUACCAAUCCAAUAGUUGCAGAUGAUAAGUGCAUGCCCAAUGGACUUUGUCUGAACAACAACCCAAGUGACAACGAGCCCUUGUACUGGCGCGGAUCCUGCACAGAUCCGACCUGGAAAAGCCCGCUCUGUCUCUCGAAUCUGUGUACCAACUCCUCAAAUGGCGGAGAUGCAUCCGACAACGUUCCAUUAAUACAAUGCUCAGACGGAAGUUGGUGUUGCGGCAGCACCAACACAGCAUGUUGCAGUAAAGGGCUGGGCGUGAAACUUGAUGCUAUAAUUGGGGUCGCGAAUCAGUCGACUUCAACUUCCUCCACCUCGAGCUCUACUUCGACUUCAACUUCGACAGCCACGGGCUUGGUAAUUUCGGCGACUCCCAAAGGCACACAAUCUGGGCUGAGUACAGGGGCUAAGGCGGGAAUCGGCGUUGCCGCAGCUGUGAUUGCUAUUAUUGCUCUAGCAGGGCUGACGCGGUUCAUCUUGAGGAAGAAGAGGCGGCAGGCUGCGGUUAGAGGACCUGCAGAUGUGACAAGUGGAGGGCUUAUCAAAGGGAACCCUCAUGAACUUGGUGGGGAAACUGCGUAUGCAGAGAUGGGAUCGAACAAACCGGAGCCUUACCAGCACGAAGUUGCAGGAUAUAUGCCGGUUCCUGUACAUGAAUUAGCUUCCAGCAGAUAUCAUGAAUGAAUUUCUGUGGCACAGAAGCUCCACCCCG
Mollisia scopiformis is the source of this 889-nucleotide messenger RNA. RefSeq lists its product as uncharacterized. The record is from RefSeq and is a predicted model, not a curated record. Bases 1 to 861 code for a protein of 286 amino acids. Lineage: Eukaryota; Fungi; Ascomycota; Leotiomycetes; Helotiales; Mollisiaceae. The transcript has 3 exons.